AUGGGCCUCCACCGCAUGGGCCUCCACACCAUCCACCACACCAUGGUCCCCCACACCAUGGACCUCCACAUCAUGGGCCUCCACCGCAUGGGCCUCCACACCAUCCACCACACCAAGGGCCUCAUCCCCAUGGAGAUCACCACCCUCCACCACCUUAAGGACAAACCCUUCCCAGGUAAGUUGGAAAAGUUGUUUAAUAUAUAUAUAAUAUUAUUGUUAUUUGUGAAUGCCAUUUCCUGAGGACGGUUAUGCAAUACUGGUAACAUUCAUCAUUUGGAACACUUGGAUUCGGGUAGCUUGUGUUAAUGAUAUAAUUCAAUGUUAGUACAAGGCUUAAAUUUCGUCUGUAACACAGGUUUAAAAUUGCUAAAAGGUUUACAUCGUAAUGAUAGUCUUUGGUUUGCAUAGUUAUCUCAACGAACAUUUCAAAUGUCACUCUUGUAGGUUAGGAACUAUAGCAAUACCCUGAUUUCACGUCCAUAAUUUUUCAUCAUUUGUAAAUGUUUUCAAGUACUAUAUCCGGUUGGAAAGUAAACGGAAAACGGGUGAUGUCAGUGAAACGUUUUCGAAACAAAAGGAACUUCUGUGUAGCGGUUGGGGUCCCUGUUUCGUUUUUUCCUCCCUUGUGUUAUCAGACCUUGUCUUUCGCCCUUUCUUGUUAUGCUUUUGGCAAGUGUUUGCACGGCUUAGGAAAAAAAAACCCGACAUUUCGCGACGCCACCAUUGAUACCAGUUUCAGGAUAGUUUUCAGGAUACGUCAAAAGUAACAACAAUAAGUCUUUCUUUUUUUUUUUUGUUUGACUCGAUAACGUCAUACUACAGUAAUUAAAACAAAAACUUUCAAACUUGUUAUGUCAUGUAGAAGUGUUUCAUAGAGCGAACUGAAGACAAACAACUGGUUGUCAUUCAUGACGCCCGCGACGUAAUAGUUGCUUAGACUCCCUAAUUUUACAAUUUUCCCAAAUCGUGAACCGACUAGUUUGCCCGUAUAACCUUGAGGAAGUAAUAACUGUCACUUGCUAAGUUAAAUUAUUGUCUUUUUUUCUUUUGUUUCAGAUAUGAAUAUUUCUGGAAGUAGCAGCAGAAGCAUCAGUGAUUAG
Molecule: messenger RNA, 1100 nt
Organism: Porites lobata
Lineage: Eukaryota; Metazoa; Cnidaria; Anthozoa; Scleractinia; Poritidae
Source: the annotation of a GenBank genome assembly